Messenger RNA from Melopsittacus undulatus (budgerigar), 994 nucleotides. RefSeq names its product WD repeat-containing protein 60-like. Lineage: Eukaryota; Metazoa; Chordata; Aves; Psittaciformes; Psittaculidae. Bases 115 to 909 code for a protein of 264 amino acids. Gene Ontology annotation, cellular component: cytoplasmic dynein complex. The record is from RefSeq and is a predicted model, not a curated record. Gene Ontology annotation, biological process: intraciliary transport. The transcript has 8 exons. Gene Ontology annotation, molecular function: dynein heavy chain binding; dynein light chain binding.
GGCAUUCUAAACUCAGUAAACCACACCUCUCCUAUAAUAGCAGUGGAAGCUGUCUCAACCUCCUUCUGCGCUGAUCAGAAUUAUGGACUCUCAAGCCUCUCUUACCAGGAUGAAAUGUCAGAGCCUCCAUUUCAGAUAGCUUCAAUGGAUGAAAAUGGAAUCCUCAAUAUAUGGGUAGUUGUUGAGUUACAAAAAGUGGAUUUAGCUGGUUCACAAACUGAUUUAGGUUUAGUUCCUGGAGGAAAAGUGAAGUUAGUACAUAGCUCGACUAUGGACUUGAAUAACAGCCUUUUCCCAAAGGAUGUGCGCCAGAGAAUGCCUCAGGCACUGACCAUUAAAUUUCUGUCUUCUAAUCCUAAUAAUUUCAUUGUUGGAACAAACAUUGGACUGGUAGGCCAUGGUACAAGACAUGAUUUAAAAGUUUUUCCAAAGCUAUUCAAACCCAAGGAGAGCGGACUGAGAUCAGUAAGCAUCAAUGCAAUUGAUUUCUUCCCUUUUGGAGAGCCACUAUUCUUGGUUGGCUGUUCAGAUGGAAGUAUCCGAUUGCACCAAAUUGCAUCAGAGUAUCCCCUCAUGCAGUGGAAUGACAGCACAAAUGGGCAGCCAAUAAUUACCCUGCAGUGGGCUUUAACAAGACCUGCUGUGUUUUUUGUUCUGGACGCAUCAUCUAAUAUUUACAUUUGGGAUCUUCUGGAAAACGAUUUGUUGCCUGUGGCAAAACAGGCUAUUCCAGAGAAUGUUGUAACUAUGGCUCUGCUGGGAGAACCAGAAAAAACAAAUGGAUUGUUAGGCAUUGUGCUGGCCCAGGAGUCUGGAGAGAUAGACAUUCAGUAUGUAAAGAAGAAGUGGGCAUUACCUCAGCCUGAGGAAUCUGAAAAACUACAUCUCAUUUUACUGCAGUCUUUCUAGAAACAGGGCACCUGUAUCUGGUUGUGCAAAUCAGUGCAAUAUAUUUAGGUUAUUUUUAACCUCAAUUAAAAGAUUUGUAAUGUAA